Messenger RNA from Wickerhamiella sorbophila, 2403 nucleotides. Its product is annotated as Calcium permeable stress-gated cation channel 1. Lineage: Eukaryota; Fungi; Ascomycota; Dipodascomycetes; Dipodascales; Trichomonascaceae. The record is from RefSeq and is a predicted model, not a curated record. Gene Ontology annotation, cellular component: plasma membrane. The transcript has a single exon. Bases 1 to 2403 code for a protein of 800 amino acids. Gene Ontology annotation, molecular function: calcium-activated cation channel activity.
AUGGCGCCCGACUACGACUAUACCAAGAAGAGCGCACAGCGCGGGUUUGGUUUACAAAUUGUCAUUGCGUUCUUGUUGGGGCUGUCAAGUGUUCUGAUCUUUAGUAUCUGGCGGCGACGAUGGCCCCGGCUGUACGCGGCGCGGAUGUUUAGGCGCCCAGACCUUCCGCAAUUGCCUCCCACGCUGUUUGGCUGGAUCAAAACUGUGCUGCGAAUCAGCGACUCUCAGGUCUUAGAAUACGCCGGAUUGGAUGCAUACGUGUAUUUGACGUUUUUCAAAGCGAGCUUUGAUCUUUUUUGGCGACUUGCUGCUAUGUCGGUCUGUGUUAUUGGCCCUCUUCGGUGGUGGUAUACGGGCCAAUAUGAGGAAGGAGACGACGACCGGAGUCUAUCAGGUGACCGACCUCAUAAUGGCGAUAGGACAGUUUUAUUUGGAAAUUUUUUAUGGGUAUACCUCCUGUCGUGUGCCGUGUUUACGUAUCUCACGUUAAGAAUCUUUACCCGUUAUACCUACCGAGUGGUCAAAGUUCGUCAAUUGUAUCUUGGCCAGCAAAAGACAAUUACUGAUCGAACACUGUGCAUCACAGGGAUUCCACGAAGCAUGUGCUCCAAGCAAGCCUUAAUUGAGUAUGUGGCAGGGCUUAAUGUGGGUGAACCAGAAUCGGUUGUUCUUUGCAAAAUUUGGUCCGAAUUGGAUCAUUUAAUGGCUAAACGGGAGGAGAUUGUUCUGAAACUAGAGCAUUACUGGGCUGAAUUGCUUGGUCCUACUUUCAUCAACGACUUGGAACCACCAGUUCACUCUCUUGUGCUGCGUGAAACUCCAGAGGAAAUUGCUCAGCAGGCAGUAGAGCAUCGUAGAAGUAGACCCAGAGGAAGAACUGGUUGGCUUGGACUUAAAGGCCCUACAGUGGACUAUAUUGACCAUUAUACGACCCAGCUAAGUGAUAUUGACAAACUUAUUUCUCGUGAACGGCAGCGCACAGAUAUCCCAAUCACCAAUGCGGCGUUCAUGACCAUGGAUAGCGUUGGAUCUUGUCAACUAGUGGCUCAGUCAGUGCUUGAUCCGAAACCCCACCGUUUAGUCGCCAAGCUAGCUCCUUCGCCUCGGGACGUUGUAUGGGGUCACGUUUACUUGCCAUCGUUUGAAAAAGCGCUACGGGGGUACGUGAUAACAUUUAUUUUUAUUUUGACAUCAGCUUUUAUGCUUUAUCCUGUCAAAAUUCUUGCGAGUUUGUUGGAUAUGAAUAAGAUUGAGAAUUUUUUGCCUGGACUCGCGAGAAUUAUUCGUAAAAGUGAAUGGCUUGAGACAUUUGUGACCCAGGUUUUACCAACUUUUGUUUUCACGUUGUUCAACAUUGUUGUGCCAUACUUUUACGCUUGGAUGUCCGACUUCCAAGGCUUUAUUUCCAGCGAGGAUGCAGAGUUGGCAUCUGUGGCCAAAAAUUUCUUUUACGUGUUUGUGAACUUGUUCCUGGUGUUUAUGAUCGCCACGAAUUACCUUUCUUUGCUGGACACUACACAAAUUGCCGUCAAGCUUGCCGAUACACUCAAGCAACUGUCCGCAUUCUACACCAAUUUAAUCAUUCUCCAAGGUAUGGGCGUAUUCCCAGCACGGCUUCUCCAGGCAGGGUCUCUACUACAGUUUCCGUUUUUUGUUACCCACUGUAAAUCUGCAAGAGAUUAUUUGAAUCUCUAUAAGCCGGCGACCUUGAAUUAUGGUGUUAUCCUUCCCACACCGCUGUUGAUGUUUAUGAUCAUGCUCAUGUACAGUGUGAUUUCAAUCAAAAUCCUUGUUUUCGGAAGCAUAUAUUUUGCGAUUGGAUACUGCGUAUUCAAGUACCAGUUCAUUUAUUCUAUGGUGCACCCCCAGCACUCAACUGGCCGCCUCUGGGCCUCAAUCUACCGCCGCGUUUUGUUGGGGCUUUUGCUGUUCCAUUUAUCAACUAUGGGCGUUCUCGUGUUACAAAAGGCCUACACUAUGGCGGCAUCAAUUAUCAUUUUGAUGAUUGUCGUAGUGGUUGUCUGGCGCGAUUUUGAGACAUCAACCGUGCCUUUGCUUCGAUUUAUUGCCCUGAAAGCAGCCGAAGAGAGUGAGAGCACCGAGCCCUAUCGAGAUAGUCCUCUGGACACUACGCCCGAUGUGGAGCAAGUCUCUGAGCUGAACUCUGCCCUCAUGGAUAAUGAUUCAGAAAGUUCCCGGUCUAGCGGGCGUCUUGUUUCGGAAUUGCGUCAUUCCAGAUCACAAACACUAGACGAGAAUCGCGAUUUCAAUCGCCAGUACGUCAACCCCAACGUCACCUGUACUCUUAAUGGCCCCUGGAUCGGAGUGGAAGGCACCGAGUACGUUGUAGCCAACCCCCAGGGUAUGGUACGCCGUCAACUUAAUUUCGACGAGUGGGAGUAG